Molecule: messenger RNA, 1161 nt
Organism: Quercus robur (English oak)
Lineage: Eukaryota; Viridiplantae; Streptophyta; Magnoliopsida; Fagales; Fagaceae
Exons: 8
Coding region: 1-1161 (386 amino acids)
Source: RefSeq, a predicted model, not a curated record
AUGGUUCAUUUCAAGAAGUACGCAGUUCGACAAAAUUGCGAUACAUUUGUUUGUGGAAGAAAGAUUGAGAAUAUGAAAAAUAAUGUCUUAGUUAAGCGAAAAGGAACCAUUAAAACCAUUGAGGGUGAGGAUGGUGAUAUAAUUGAUUGUGUUGAUAUUUAUCAACAACCUGCUUUUGAUCAUCCACUUCUGAAAAAUCACACCAUACAGAUGAAACCCAGCUCAAUCCCUGGUGGUGUGAAAAUGAAUUCCUCUCAAGCAGAGCUGAUUCAAGAUUGGCAUAAAAAUGGACAAUGCCCAAAAGGAACAAUCCCCAUAAGACGAGAACAACAAGAUGAACACCCUCAUGGUCGUGGUGUCAAAUGGAUACCACGUAGAACACAGCUUAAUCAAAGCAUUAAUAAUGACAAUCAUAAUGAGUUUGCCACUGUUGAUAUUGAGGGUGGUACAUUCUAUGGAGGACGUGCAAUAUUAAACGUAUGGAACCCUGUCGUUUACAGUAAUGGAGACUUUAGUCUUGCUCAAAUAUGGGUUACAGCUGGCCCUGAUAAAGAAGUAAACACUGUUGAAGCUGGAUGGAAGGUAGAUUAUCCUGACAGAAAAACAAGGUUGUUCAUAUUUUGGACUGGAGAUGGCUACAAAAGUAAGGGUUGCUACAAUCUUGAAUGUCCAGGUUUCGUGCAAAUAAACCACAAAUUUGCUCUUGGUUCUCCCAUAAAACCUGUUUCUAGAUACUCUGCGCAGCAAUUCGAAAUAGGGAUAACCAUAUACAAGAGGAAAAGGAAUUGGUGGUUACAUGUGCAAGAUCAGAUACUUGGAUAUUGGCCUGGCUCCAUCUUCCAUUAUUUAGCGAGUACUGCAACCAGAAUUGUUUGGGGUGGAGAGGUUUACAACACGAAUCCGAAUGGUCAUCACACAAGGACUCAAAUGGGGAGUGGCCAUUUCGGAAAUGAAGGCUAUGGAAAAGCAAGUUAUUUUCGAAAUAUUGAAUAUAUGGAUAACUACAGUGGCAAGUUCAUAUACGUGCAGGUUCGAAGUCUGCAUGCAUAUGCAACAAGACCAUUUUGCUAUAAUGUAGAAGUAGCAAAUAAUACAGUUGGAGGCUUUGGAACCCAUUUCUAUUUCGGGGGUCCUGGCUAUUCAACACUAUGUGCAGUAUAG